ACAAAAACUACUUCUUCGAAGAUUGGGAUGAAAUUUCGAGGAAGACCACCAGAAUUGUUUUCAUGAGUGAGCCUAUGACCUAGAUCACAAGAAUCUUCCACCCUAGAGUUUCGUCCGUGCAAUAAUUUUGUCGGCCAUAGAGAAGCUUGUGUCAAUCAGCAAAUUCAAAUAAUGCGGUGAUACGCAGUCUUUGGUAAAUAUGAGUCCACGUGUUCACACCUAUUAGAUAACUUGGUCCAUCACCAUCAUUUACCAAAGUUCUAAAAGAAGUCGUGCAUCUCUGUCCUCUAGUAUAAGAAUAAAUCAACAAGAAGAACAAGUAUUGAACAACCUACCUGAAAGCACAAUUUCAAACCUUCAGCUAAUACUCAUUGUUGUUUGUUAAAAUCCAUCAUAUGAUGGCUUCUUCGCCGAAAUCCAAAAGUAUUUACGACGUCUUCUUGAGUUUCAGAGGCACAGAUGUGCGUAAGAGCUUCCUUAGCCAUCUCUACCAAGCUUUAGAUCAGAAUGGAAUAUACACUUUCCGGGAUAGCGAGGAAUUGAGAAAGGGAGACCAAAUAUCGGCUACUCUUAUGAAGGCCAUUGAUGAAUCGUGCAUUGCAAUCAUCAUUUUUUCCGAGGACUACGCUUCCUCAUGGUGGUGCUUGGAAGAGAUGGCGAAGAUUAUGGAGUGCAAGGAGCAAAAGGACCUCACCGUUCUACCGGUGUUUUACAAAGUGGACCCAAGAGAAGUGAGAGAGGGGAGAGAGAGUUAUAGGAAAGCUUUGAAUAAGCAUGAGGAUAAGUUCGGAAAGGAUUCAGAGAAAGUGAAGAAAUGGAAAAAAGUUCUUUUUGAUGCUGGUAACUUGUCCGGGUGGCAUUUGAAUGAUGAAGAUGAGUCAAAGCUUAUACUGCAAAUUGUGAAGGAGAUUUCCACUCACCUUAACCUAACACCGUUGUAUGUUACUAAGCAUCUAGUUGGGAUAAAGUCUCCAGUUGUUAAGUUGAAAGAGAUGUUAAACCUUGCGUCUGAUAAUGAUGUUGUCAUGGUGGGGUUAUGGGGACAAGGAGGGAUAGGGAAAACAACGUUAGCAAAAAGUUCUUUACAAUUCUGUGUUUAGACAAUUUGACAGUUCAUGUUUUCUUGAAAAUGUUCGAGAAGCUUCGAAAGAUU
Messenger RNA from Eucalyptus grandis, 1153 nucleotides. RefSeq names its product TMV resistance protein N-like. The record is from RefSeq and is a predicted model, not a curated record. Lineage: Eukaryota; Viridiplantae; Streptophyta; Magnoliopsida; Myrtales; Myrtaceae. The coding region runs from base 396 to 1100 and encodes 234 amino acids. The transcript has 2 exons. Gene Ontology annotation, biological process: defense response; signal transduction.